AUGCAAGUGCAGAGUCUCUCCAGGAACAACAGGAAGGCGCUCGGAGGGGUGGCGCGGGCAGGGCUUAAAAAUCUUCCGCCACCCGCGGGAUCGAUCCAAGCCGGAGAGCGUGUGGGGAGAGCCGCAGUCUCCACUCGGGUCGGGCUCUCCGCCGCGCGCGCACACAGCCACACAGGAAGCGAGGCUCAAGGUCUCUCGCCAGCGCUCGUCGACCACGUGGGGGCGGCGAGGGGAGGGCCGAACCGGGGCGGCCAUUGUCUGGGACGGGACGAGGCGCCGCCCCUUCCAGGCGGGCGAGGACGGAGCGGAGCGCAGAGAAGAGGGGUGGCGCCUUCGCCUUCGCCUCUGCCGCGUCCUGAGACGGCCUCCCCUAGUGGCUGCAGCGGGCGAGCGAGCGAGCGCAGGAGCCCAGGAAAGCCGCGGAAGGAGGGAUCGCGGCUGCAGCUGCUCCUCCUGCAGCUGGUGCCGCCGCCGCCGCCGCCGCCGCCGCCGCCGCCGCUCGGACUGCUUUCUCCACCCCUGGGUGGCGGCACCCAUCGGGAAAUGAGGCGGGUGCAAGGAUGCGCGGACGGAACCGGCGUGGAAAAGUCGCCGGGGGACAACCGCUUUGCAUGCCGAAAUUCGAAUCCGGCGCGGGGAGGGCGAGACCGUGUCCUGAAGUUCCGCUGUCACUCCGUGUGUUCUUCCUUGCGGAAUGGGAAUCUCUCCUGCGGGAAGAGUGAAACCGAGCUACUUUCGCUUUCCGCGCGUGCCCCUGCUUCCAGCAUGCGCGUGAGAAGGGGCCAGAAGCGACCCUUGCUAUCUCCAGCCUGGGUGUUGCUGCUGUUUCGCUUCCUCGCCUUGUCGCCCUGCAGAGCCAGCCCAGCCUCCCUUCCUCUCCCGGAAACACUCCAUGCCCUCCGCCUGCUUCAGACGGUGGUGUUCCACAAUGCCAGUGACACUGACAUCGAGGGCGCAUGCUUUCUGGGAGACGUGGCGGUAGUUUCGUUGGACACUCGCACCUGGGAGUUCAAGUUCCUCCAGCCUUGGAGUGUAAGCGGCCUCACGCCUCAAGAGUGGGACCUUCUGCUGAAGAUUAUCAAAGGCUACUUCCUAGGCUUCGUACAUACCAUCAACAAAAUGGUCGCGUUUCUCAAAGGCAGCUAUCCUUUCGUUGUGCAGUCCUUGAUCUUUUGUGAGUCCACGUCCAACGGGACGACGAGGGGCUUCUACAACGCUGCCGUAGAAGGGGAAUCCAUGGUCACCUUCAGCGCAGAUAACGGCAGCUGGGUUGCCCUGAAGGAAGAUGCGGCGGCUUCCUAUGCUCAACAGGUCCUGAACAAUGACAAGGGCACAGUUGCAACUCUACAGCUCCUUCUGCUGGGCCAGUGCAUCAGAGCUCACAACACCUUCCUUGAGACCGGAAAGGAGGCCGUGGAGAGGCAGGUGUUGCCAGUCAUUGGGGUCUUCACCCACAAGACCCCGCCAGCCCCCGACUCUCUGCUGCUGGUUUGCCGAGUCAUCGGAUUCUACCCACAACCCAUCAACGUCUCCUGGUUGCAGGAUGAGAAGGAGCUGCCCAGCUCAGACUUCAACUCCACUGAGAUACUGCCUAACCACGAUCUGACUUACCAGAUCAGGAGUACUCUGGUUAUUAAGUCAGAGGAUCAGCACAGUUACGCUUGCAGGGUGCAACACAGCAGCCUGGGGGUGAAAAUCAUCCCUUGGGAAGGCAGCGGAAACAAGGCUGCGCUAAUAGGGAUUCCCGUUGUUGCUUUGUUAAUAGCUGUAGCCACAGUUGUGGCAGGUGUACUAAUUUGCCGGCAGAAGAGACGUAGGAGCUAUGAAGGCAUCCAUCCGCUCAGCAGAAGGAACCCCACCAGUUAGAAGCUGAGCCAGGGCCGGCUCUACGGCCAGGCUGGGUGGCCUGCCCGCCGGCCGCUCCGCCACGCAGCAAGCCCGCGUGCCCACCUGUUGCACAGCAGCGCCCUCAGCGACUGCGCUGAGCCCGUCUCGCCCGUCGCGCUGGAAAACGGGGCGGCGGGGGGAUCCGUCGCACCAGGGCGCCAAAGGUGCUUAAGACGGCCCUGAGCUGAGCAAAAAAGAAAACCUCGCAGAACAGCACGGUUGCUGUCACUAUCUCCUGCAGCAUACAAAUGCUUCAGCUAUACAGGUGGCAUACUCUGGAGAAAGGCUGCUUGGGGCCUUGGAGGGAUGUUGGCAGUGAUUGGCCUCUAACUCCCAGCAACUCCAACCAGUACAGAGGGCACCAGGUUGGCGAAGCCUGGCAUACGGCAGCAUCGUGUCUCCAGCACAAUUAGUCUUCCUGUAACGGCGAAAUUAUAACUUAAGGUUAUGUGAUUGCAUCAAAGCAAUAUAUAAAUGCUUUAAAAUAAGUUGAUGAAUUUCUGCUCAAUGGGAGCUGCCAACGUUUCGUGACAGGGUCGCUUUAAGACUUUUUUCUUCGCCCAGGAAUUUGAUGGGGUUUUUUAUUCAACCAAGCAGAGGUGUCAUGCUAGUAUUGCUCUGGGUUGCAGAGUCCUGCCUCUCGCCCCAUGGUGGAAUAUAAUGUUGUAUGUAGAAGUGUGCAUGCACACGAAAGCUCAUACCAAAAUAAAAACUUAGUUGGUCUUUAAGGUGCUACUGAAGGAUUUUUUUUAUUUUUUAAAAACUUGAUUGUGAACCACUUAGACUGCCUUAUGUCAAGGAGCUAACAAGUUAAUUAGUAGUAAUACUAAUACAGUAUGUAUUUUCUAUGAACUAAUUAGCCCAUGAGAGCUUGCGCCCCCAUAGAUUUUACAAGUAAGAAUUUAUCUUAUGGCAUUUUGCUGUUUUGCUGUGGCAGAUGCAGUUUCCAGAGGGUCAUUUUGCAAUUUUUGCAAAAGCUUAUGCUUCCGACAAAUUUACACUUGACACUGUGGACAAUUUAAAUGUAUUUUUUAAAUAAUACUUUUUAUUACAAUUUCUGUUUUACAAUUUCAAAUAAACGUAUUACAAACUUUGAAAUAUCCAGCGACUUCCCUUCUUCUCUUUCCAUGGUUCAUUUUACAUAUCACACAUCCCUGCAUAUGUUACUAUUACAAUAACUAU
This is a messenger RNA of Zootoca vivipara (common lizard), 3069 nucleotides long. The record is from RefSeq and is a predicted model, not a curated record. NCBI's taxonomy places the organism in Eukaryota, Metazoa, Chordata, Lepidosauria, Squamata, Lacertidae.